Messenger RNA from Gavia stellata (red-throated loon), 4116 nucleotides. It is a transcript of the gene TTBK1, whose product is annotated as tau tubulin kinase 1. The record is from RefSeq and is a predicted model, not a curated record. Bases 1 to 4116 code for a protein of 1371 amino acids. The transcript has 16 exons. Gene Ontology annotation, molecular function: protein serine/threonine kinase activity; ATP binding. Gene Ontology annotation, biological process: peptidyl-serine phosphorylation; peptidyl-tyrosine phosphorylation; signal transduction. Lineage: Eukaryota; Metazoa; Chordata; Aves; Gaviiformes; Gaviidae. Gene Ontology annotation, cellular component: cytoplasm; nucleus.
AUGGUUGCGUCUGCCAAGUUUAUGCAUGGAGCGAGCUCAGGUGUUUGCAAGAUAAAUGGCUCAUUUAAAUUGGGAGCUACUAAAAUACUCUCUGGCUGGCAAAUGCAGUGCCUAGCAGCAGUCAUCAAGGACGAACCAAACAUGAGUGGAGGAGGGGAACAGGUCGACAUUCUUCCGGCCAAUUAUGUGGUCAAAGAUCGCUGGAAAGUGUUGAAGAAGAUUGGUGGCGGUGGCUUUGGGGAGAUCUAUGAGGCGAUGGACCUGCUGACCCGUGAGAAUGUGGCCUUGAAGGUGGAAUCAGCCCAGCAGCCCAAGCAGGUUCUCAAGAUGGAAGUGGCUGUCCUGAAAAAGCUGCAAGGGAAGGAUCACGUUUGCAGAUUUAUUGGCUGUGGAAGGAAUGAAAAAUUUAAUUACGUGGUCAUGCAGCUUCAGGGCCGGAAUCUUGCAGAUCUCAGAAGGAGUCAGCCUCGAGGGACUUUCACGCUGAGCACAACGCUGCGAUUAGGCAAGCAGAUUCUGGAAUCAAUAGAAGCCAUUCAUUCCGUGGGAUUCCUGCAUCGUGACAUCAAGCCUUCCAAUUUCGCCAUGGGCCGCUUACCUUCAACGUACAGGAAGUGCUACAUGUUAGACUUCGGUCUGGCCCGUCAGUAUACCAACACUACUGGUGAAGUCCGGCCACCUCGCAACGUUGCUGGUUUUCGAGGAACAGUCCGCUACGCUUCGGUGAAUGCACACAAAAACCGAGAGAUGGGUAGACAUGAUGAUCUGUGGUCCCUCUUUUACAUGUUGGUGGAGUUUGCGGUUGGUCAGCUUCCAUGGCGAAAGAUCAAAGACAAGGAGCAGGUUGGCAUGAUAAAAGAAAAGUAUGAACACCGAAUGCUGCUAAAACACAUGCCUUCAGAGUUCCACCUUUUUCUGGAUCAUAUUGCAAGCCUAGACUACUUCACCAAGCCAGACUAUCAGCUAAUCAUGUCCGUUUUCGAGAACAGCAUGAAGGAAAGAGGCAUCACUGAAAAUGAAGCCUUCGACUGGGAGAAGGCUGGUACGGAUAUCUUGUUGUCCACUAGCACCUCUACUCCACCACAGCAAAACACCAGGCAAACAGCAGCCAUGUUUGGGGUGGUUAAUGUCACUCCAGUACCUGGCGACUUGCUUCGUGAGAACACUGAGGAUGUCCUACAGGGUGAACAUCUGAGUGAUCAAGAGAAUGCUCCUCCCAUCCUGUCAGGCCGGCCAGCGGAAGGUCUUGGUCAGGCUCCAAACACCGCUUUCAACGAGGCUGAAGUUUGGGAAGAGACAGAUGUGAAUCGCAACAAACUCAGGAUCAGCAUCAGCAAAACUCAGUGCAUGGUGGAAGAGGAGCAGAGAAACGGUGUCUGCCCCAGUUCCCCUGUCCGAGUGCCUCCGGAGUCCCCUACCGCACAAGUGCGCUCCCUAAGAUACCGCCGUGUGAACAGCCCUGAGUCAGAACGCCUCUCCACCGCUGACGGCAAAGCAGAUCUGCAUGAAAGAAGAUCUCGAAUGGAUUUACCUGGCUCUCCAUCACGGCUUGUAUGCUCCUCCCAGCCGGCCCAGAUGCUGUCCAUCGACACUGGCCAGGCUGACCGGCAGGCCAGUGGUAGGAUGGAUGUGUCUGCCUCGGUGGAACAUGAAGCCCUCAGCAAUGCCUUCCGCUCAGUGCCACUCGCAGAGGAGGAGGACUUCGACAGCAAGGAGUGGGUUAUCAUUGAUAAGGAGACGGAGCUGAAGGACUUCCACCCAGGUGCUGAGCCAAGCACCUCCGGGACCACGGAUGAGGAGCCUGAGGAACUAAGACCUAUUGAAGAGGGUGAGGAGAGGAGGCGCUUGGGGGCAGAUGCUGCAGUCAGGCCGAAGACGCAUGAUGGGCGAAGUCGGGGUAUGCAGCCUGUGACUGAGGAGGACAGUUCCCACAGACACGAAGGACCUUCUCAAACAGUAUCUGACAGUAAACACGAACAGCAGACAGGAAGUCCAGCCCACUCCCCCCUACAUUCAGCACCAGCUAUCCGACAAAGGAGACGGGAAUCUGAACCUACUGGUCCUCAGAGACAGGCCUUCUCAGCACUCCCUCCCGAGGCAUAUAUGCUGAGGUCAUUUGAAAUGAAUGGUCUGCCCAAGGCGGUGCCUUUAAGUUUGCCUUAUCAAGAUUUCAGAAAAGACAUGUCAGACUACUGGGAAAAGCCUAAGGUAUCCCAGCGGAUAAAGAAGGUUGAUUUCUCAAAUGUUGUCUUGACUGCUCCUUGCAAACCUCUGGAACCUUAUCUGGAAAUGAAUGGAAAAGAGGAGGAGGAAGAAGACGAGGAGGAGGAAGAGGAGGAGGAGGAAGAUGAGGAGGAGGAGGCGGAGGAGGAAGGGGACGAGAUUGACAUGCGCAGUGGUUCCAGCAGCGACCUGAGUCAAAAAAGCACAGAGCGCAGCCAGGAGUGCGCACCAUCCACGCUCCUGGCUGAUGACCAGAAGGGAUCCAAGGGUCGAGCAUCCACUGCUGACGGGGACCUGGAGCUGGAGGAAGGCUCAAAAACGCUAGUGCUGUUUUCACCAGGUGAUCUGAAAAAGUCUCCGGUGACCACAGACUUGGCUCCAGAAGUUGAUCUGGGCACUCUUGCUGCACUGACACCUCAGAGCGAGCGGCCACAGCCUAUGGGUAGCCAACUGGAUGUAUCCGAGCCAGGGACCCUCUCCUCAGUCCUUAAAUCUGAACCAAAGCCUCCCGUGGCAGUGGCUACAGCUUCCUCCCCCUUCACCAAAGUUGAGCGCACAUUUGUUCAUAUUGCUGAGAAGACCCACUUAAAUGUCAUGUCUUCCAGCGGCCAGCUGAUGAGGCACGAAGAAUACUGCCCUCCGGGCCAGUUUGAGGAGGUCAUCGUCGAAGAAGAGCUGGAGGACAACCUGGUGCUGGUAGAGAAUGGAAGCAUACAUUCGGGGCUAGAAGGGGCAGAGACGGAGAGCUGCGCACUUUCGGCUAAUCCCAUUGAAACCACCUCAGAGACAGUAGGGGAGCAGCUGGCCCUUCCCAACGGCGUAGCACAGCCUCCCGAGGACAAGCCGGAGCUCUCCAACAAAGUGGCACUCUCGCUGGAUGUGGAAGAGCCUGGCAAGGUGGUUACAAGGGAGCCUGACCUUGAGAAGUCAGCAUCGGUGGCAGAACACCGAGCAGAGACCCUCCUCGACACACCGCAGCGAGGCCCCAGGAGACCUCUGGGCUCCAGGUAUAGAAGUCGGAUACCCAUUUUGUUCUCUGAGGAGGACACCGGCUCAGACCUUUCAACUUCACUCUCGGCCAAAGAGAGGCUUUAUAAGAGGGCAAAGCAACCUGACUUGGCGCGCCUAGUGAUGGAGAAGAGGCAAAACCGCCUCCUUCGGCUGGCCUCAGGGGCCUCCUCCUCAGCGUCCUCCAGUGAUGAGAGGCGGCGGGCCUCAGAAACCCUGUCGGCCACCGGUUCUGAGGAGGACACCCACGACUCGGAUGACUCCAUCCCAAGGAAGGCAGGGAAGGAGAAGGCUGCCCUCCUGGGGAAAGAAGAGAGACCCAUAAGCACAAAGAGCAGAAUUCCUCGGCCCAUCACGCCAGUGAAAACACCGCUAGAGGUGGCGAAGUCUGAGAGCUCCACGGCCGUUGCGAUGGCGGCGCUAUGUACCUCCCCGCAGGACGCGGCUGUUGCCUACAGGCUUCAGGCACAGAGACCAGCUGGAAGUGUCCCAAACGAGUGCCGAACGAUGCAGAUACAAAGUCGGGUUCCUCCUUCGCCGAGCUCCACUUCUCUUCCUCCACGGAGCAGCUCCCGGAGGUCCAGCUGUGCAUCCCCUCGGAGCCCUGUCCUUCCUUCAAGAAACCCCGGCGCUUCCCCCAGAAGCCAGCUGCCGCCUCGGAGGGAAAGUCCUUCUCCCUGCCGACAGCAUAAGCCAGGGACUGCUCUUCAGCGAGUUCCUCCUUCCCCCCGACCUCAGCCCCCAGCUCAGGCUCUGGCGCCGACAGGAGAUUCCCUGCCCUCUCCUGGUGUGGCCAAAAAACGACAAAGAGGAAAAACCCAGACUCAGAGUCCAGCAACCAAAGGAAAGCAGGUGUCCCUGGAAAGUAAGGCAGCUGCCAGAUAA